UUCCGUUCUGUUCUGUUCUCCUGACACCACCUCAUUACUAGACGGAGGCACUAGACGUGACAGUCAACUAACUCCAUUUGAACUGAGCAGAGAAGAGGUAGUGAAGGAGACAUGUCUCAAAGGCAGCCUCACUCAACUAACCAGACUUUAAUUUCCAUCACAAAUGACACAGAAGCAUCAAGCUCUGUUGCCUCCAACGAUACCACUCAAAAAGGAUGGACCGGAGACAACUCUCCAGGACUAGAAGCACUGUGUGCCAUCUAUAUCACUUAUGCUGUGAUCAUUUCAGUGGGCAUCCUCGGAAAUGCUAUCCUCAUCAAAGUCUUUUUCAAGACGAAAUCCAUGCAAACAGUUCCAAAUAUUUUCAUCACCAGCUUGGCUUUCGGAGAUCUGUUGCUUCUGCUGACGUGUGUGCCCGUGGAUGCAACCCACUACCUAGCAGAAGGAUGGCUGUUUGGAAAGAUCGGUUGUAAAGUGCUUUCCUUCAUCCGGCUCACUUCUGUCGGUGUGUCAGUGUUCACGCUAACAAUUCUCAGUGCUGACAGAUACAAAGCGGUCGUGAAGCCACUUGAGCGACAGCCCUCCAAUGCUGUUCUGAAGACUUGUGCAAAAGCUGGUGGCAUCUGGAUCAUGUCUAUGAUAUUUGCUGUGCCAGAGGCUGUAUUCUCAAAUGUAUACACUUUCCGAGAUCCUAACAGAAAUGUCACAUUUGAAUCUUGUAACUCCUACCCUGUCUCUGAGAGGCUCUUGCAAGAAAUCCAUUCUCUGUUGUGUUUCUUAGUGUUCUACAUUAUCCCACUCUCGAUUAUCUCUGUCUAUUAUUCUUUGAUUGCCAGGACUCUUUACAAAAGCACCUUGAAUAUACCUACUGAGGAACAAAGCCAUGCCCGAAAGCAGAUUGAAUCCCGGAAGAGAAUUGCCAAAACAGUAUUGGUGCUGGUGGCUCUGUUCGCUAUCUGCUGGUUGCCGAAUCACCUCCUGUAUCUCUAUCACUCGUUCACUUACCGAAGCUAUGAGGAGCCCACUGACAUUCCUUUUAUUGUCACUGUAUUUUCUCGAGUACUGGCUUUCAGUAAUUCCUGUGUAAACCCCUUUGCUCUUUACUGGUUGAGCAAGACCUUCCAGAAGCACUUUAAAGCUCAGCUCUGCUGCUUCAAAGCAGAACAGCCUGAGACUUCUCUUGGUGACAAUCCUCUUGACAAUCUCACUGUGAUAGGGCGGGUCCCAGCUACUGGGAGCACACAGGUGUCUGAUAUUAGUGUGACCCUGUUCAGUGGCUGUAGCACCAAGAAGGCAGAGGACAAAGUUUAGAUUUUCCAUUAAAAAAAUGAUUUUUAGUCCCUUUGUGUGUAUCCAGCUUUAAGCUGUGCAUAGUACAGUGUCUGGGUUUUUGCUGUUCAUGUAUUGUGUUAAAGUUUUCAGAAUGAAUUUUCCUGUAAGUAAAAGACAAACUAUCAUUUUCUUCAAGGUGCAAACAGUAAUGCCGUUUGGGUUUUCUGAAUACAAUGAAGCCCACUGAGUAGAGAAAAACAGGGCUGGAAAUGCCAGUCAAUGGUGAAGAUGGCUCUAUAGGCGGGUGGUGGUAAACAAACAAGAUAAGUUUAAAAAUCCAAUUGGAUUCCCCAUCUUGGAUGCUCCUUAUCUCUCAUGUAUUUGUGUGGUUAUCAUAAAAUAGUGUUUGUGUAUAUUAUAUGCUGUAAAUCUAGGGAUUCUACUCUGUAAAUUAGACCAAAAAGAGAUAAAACAUCUCUUGUGGUGUUUUGUAAAUACACACACACACACACACUUUCACAGAGUGACUGCCCUUUUCCUUCAGUCACCAUUCCAUUCCAAGAAACCUUGCAAUUGAGACGCAAACGCUUGAGAAUCUGAGGGUGUAAGUGCUGCAUCUGGGGCAGGGUGCUUCCCACAUCGGGUCAACACAUCCUGACUUUAUGUAAUUCUACUGCCAUUGAUUAAUAACUAGGCAAAGCCAUGUCUCACAAAUGUUGUGAGGAAUUUGUCUUAUUCACAGGCCAGACAGGAGGCUACAGUGUUAGUGUGACCACGGGCCCCAGAGGAAGAUUCCUGUUCAAGUUUCUAAGCUGCCACUCUCUGAAAUUCUUUCCUCUAAGGAAGCUCAUUUCAUUUGGGUGAGCAGCGCCCUCUUUCUAAAAACUUGCAGAAUUGCCACACGGAAUCUCCAACACCUGGCUACGCAAGCAUUAUUGGAUCAUCUACCUGCUUGAUUUUACUCAACUUGAUGGGUGCGUAAGUCCUAGAGCUCAUCUCUGUUUCUAAAAGUCAGACAGAAGGCUCUGACUUUCUAUCCUCUGCUCCAACUUGCUAACGAAAAUAAGCUUAGUAACUGUAACUGGGAAAAAAGUCUUUGUAGUCACUAGAUUUGUCAGAUUUAAAUUUGUGCUUUCAGAAAAUGUAUUCUUGAAGUAAAUUGAAGCUUAUCUUUGGCAUAGUUACAUUUGAAUUUUUAAAAACUUGUUUUUUUUUUUUGAAAGUGCUUUUGGUAUUUUUGAGCUUUAAAUGACUUGUGCUAUUGUGAACUUCUGCUAAUUAUGUGGCUCAAAAUGGGGGGGGCAUAGAUUAACACAGGGCUUUAAAUGCCCUUAAAAUUGGCUUAGUUAAAGUUGGGGGUGCUAAUAUUGUAUUAACAUUGUUUAAAAGUGAGCAAAAUUGUUGUAAAACAUCUGGUGGUGAGAAAAUAAAUAAAUAAAAUUUG
This is a messenger RNA of Meriones unguiculatus (Mongolian gerbil), 2716 nucleotides long. It is a transcript of the gene Brs3, whose product is annotated as bombesin receptor subtype 3. The record is from RefSeq and is a predicted model, not a curated record. The transcript is spliced from 3 exons. Gene Ontology annotation, cellular component: membrane. Bases 112 to 1311 code for a protein of 399 amino acids. Gene Ontology annotation, molecular function: bombesin receptor activity. Lineage: Eukaryota; Metazoa; Chordata; Mammalia; Rodentia; Muridae. Gene Ontology annotation, biological process: bombesin receptor signaling pathway.